Molecule: messenger RNA, 1528 nt
Organism: Actinia tenebrosa (Australian red waratah sea anemone)
Lineage: Eukaryota; Metazoa; Cnidaria; Anthozoa; Actiniaria; Actiniidae
Product: COMM domain-containing protein 5
Cellular component (GO): nucleus
Source: RefSeq, a predicted model, not a curated record
CCAAGAUGGCGCGUGACAGGAGUUCUUCUGCAGUCAACGCUUUAACUGAAAACACACUCUUUCUUGGACCUAAAGUCCCUGAUGAGGUGCGAAGGAUGAUCCCACACUUAAAGUCCUUAGAUAAGSAAGUAUUUAGGAAGAUUUUACAAGUUAUAAUGGCUUCUUUAGAAGGCAAACAAGUUGAAGAUGGGAUUUUACACAAGAUMUCGGCAGAUAAUGUCUCUGAAGAUGUAGUUGGAUCAGUGUUUGCUGGCAUGUUCACAAUCCUGACCAGUGCAUUGAGACUGCCAUUGUCAUCCCUUAAGCCAGAACAAUUCCAAGCUGAUUUAGAUGAAGUUAGGAUACCAAGAGAAUUGAUUCCAGAUCUAUCAAGUAUUGUCUUUGGAGAAAGGAGAUCACAAUUAGAUGAUGCUGCCCUUGAACUUGGUGCAAGACUUCCAAAACUAGAUUCUCUCAGGUGGAGAGUUGAUGUUGCAAUUUCUACAAGUGCUUUAAAUAGAGUAUUGGAGCCCUCCAUUUUGAUGGAAACAAAACUGAGUAAUGGAGAUAUUCGAACAUUUGAGGUACCAUUGUCCAAGUUUCACCAGCUCMGGUAUAAUGUUGCUUAUGUACUCAAAGAGAUGGAAGAUGUUGAACACAAGAGUAUCUUAAAGAUUCAGGAUUGACAAUUCAUACAAACCAUAAGUUAGCGUAAAUACUUGAGGAUUAUCAGAUAGCUUUAUUGUCUAUAUGUGUAGGAACUCACACUACCUUGAGUACUAUUCAUAAUUUAUUUUGAAYGUUUUCAUGUGUUGCACGAGUGCAAUAAGUGCAAUAUUUAAGAACUUUCAAAACAUCAGUAGCUUUUAAUUAUGAAUCAUUUGAGAAAUUUGUGCAAUUUUUCAUUUAUAGUGCACUCAAUAAAAUCAUAUCUUUUUACUAACAAGCACAUGCUUCUCAUGACAACUUAAUAGGUACACCUUCAGAGCACAAUCAUAAGGAAUCAAGUUGUUUUAUUGAGUGUACUAUGAGAUAUUUUUAUUUGUGUGUGGGUUCAUAGUCAAAGGGUUGUGCUGGUGAUAGAAAAGAGGUGACUACAGUGCUAUAAACAGAYGGUGACUAUGUGAAAUUUCUAUAGUAAAGAUGUUAAUAAAACAAGUGAAUAUUAUAGAGAUCAAAUAAGAUUGUGUACAACAUUUGACAAAACAAUUAUGUGAUUCUUUAAAAGUAUUGAAAUAUUAAUGCAAAGUUUGCAUUGAAAAUAUAAUUCAAAAAUCAUUGUUAAAAGUACUAUAGAAUAUCAAUACAGCAAAACUUAAAUUUCUUCCAAAAAAAACAACAACUAAAGGUGAAGAGUAGAAGCUAAUUAAUUGAAAGAAAAUGAUAGUUGAUUGUGAUCCUUUAUUUUGUCAUUAAUCCAGCUCUGAAGUGUGCAUUCAAGCAAUACCUGCACAGCUCAUUAUUACCAUAAUCGAUCACUGUUAUGCCUGGUUACAGAUCAACGCGCAAAAGUAUGAACAUGCACAUUAAAUGUAUUCACAUACUUCUA